Cebus imitator (Panamanian white-faced capuchin) is the source of this 2456-nucleotide messenger RNA. It is a transcript of the gene HAPSTR2, whose product is annotated as UPF0472 protein C16orf72. NCBI's taxonomy places the organism in Eukaryota, Metazoa, Chordata, Mammalia, Primates, Cebidae. Bases 131 to 952 code for a protein of 273 amino acids. The record is from RefSeq and is a predicted model, not a curated record. The transcript is spliced from 2 exons.
GGCGGCGGCCUCAGAAGGAGGCGGGGAGCUCGGAGCAGGAGGUGAGGAGGUGGAGGAGCAAGAGUAGGCGGCGGCGGCGGCGGCGGCGGCGCAGGAGGCGGUGGUGGAGGUGCGCGGCCUGAAGAGGAGGAUGGAGGAGCAGCAGAAGGAGGGCGAGGCCGAGGUCGCGGAGCACUGGUUUUCCAAGUGGGAACGCCAGUGCCUGGCUGAGGCCGAGCAGGAGGAGCAGCUGCCCCCCGAGCAGCAGGAGGAGGCGGCUGCAGAGUUGGCGGGGCUCAAGAGCGAGAAGCAGAAGCUGUGGCACCUCUUCCAGAUCUCCGCCACCGCCGUUGCACAGCUUUACAAGGAUUCUGGGUGUCAACAGCCAGGACUUUCCAUGUGGGACCCCUUCCAGAAUGCAGCCAUGGCCGUGACCAGCCUCUACAAAGAGAGCGGGGAUGCCCACCAACGAAGUUUUGACUUGGGUGUCCAGGUUGGCCACCAGCGUCGCAUCAAAGAUGUGCUGGAGUGGGUGAAAAAGGGCCGGAGCACCAUUCGUCGCGAGGACUUGAUUAGCUUCCUGUGUGGCAAAGUGCCCCCCGCUCCUCCUCCGCCUCGCACUCCUAGAACACCUCCGAAGGCACCCACUGGGGCCACCAGCCAAGCUGUGGCAACUGAGUCCAGCUCAUCGGUGGACGUCGACCUGCAGCCCUUCCAGGAGGCGAUCGCCCUUCAUGGCCUCAGUGGCGCAAUGGCCGGCAUCAGCAUGAGAUCGGCUGACUCGCCUCAAGACAGCGGUGUCGCCAGCAGUGGGCGCCGAAAAAGUAGCUUCUUGGAGGACGACUUGAAUCCCUUCAACUCAGAGGAACUGGCCCUACACCUGGACAGUGGGGGGAUCCGCAAGCGCACCUCGGCCCAGUGCAGUGAUGGCAUCACAGACUCCCCAAUCCAAAAGCGCAACCGAAUGGUCUAAACUGCCUCAUUGGUUGCCUGGCGCCAUAUUGCUUGAGAGUGAACUGAACCAUCAACACGCUUGUCUAAUUGUUACUGGAGACCAUCUUUCUUCCUUUCUCUAAGUUAAAGAUUUCUAUCAAUUUUGCCAUAAAGAAACUUUAAAAAUAUUCCAGAAGAGGCUUCAUAUGACUCUGACUUUCCAAAAAUGUAAUCCUAGCAAAGAAUAAAUAUGUAGUAGUUUGCAGGAUCAUUUAAAGCAAACCUAUCUGGUCAAGGCAGGAGUCUGAUUUAUCUUGUUCACAGCUAUAUUCCUCAGCACCUAGCACAGUUUCAGGUGCUCAAUAAAUGUUUGUUGAAUGAAUAAAUUUGACCUUAUUUAUUCUUAAAGGGAAAUCAUAGACGUUGUUUACUUGGUUAUAGAAUACUUUUUCUUUGGUUGAUUGUUGGCUUUAAUGGUAUUUGCCAAUUCAUUUGCAUUGUAUCAAAAUGUAAAACUUGACAUCUUUGUGAAAUCCGGAGGCUUCCAUUUUUACCUCACUGUACCAUGCACCUAAUUUCUAGAAAGAAACUGCAAGUAAUACAUAUUAGGCUGUGAUUUUCUAAUUUUGAAAAAUAGUUGAUUUUGGUGAUUAUGUGAUGCUGCAAAGAGGUGCUGUGUUGGUUAUGCAGGUAUUACUUGAUAUUGAGUCAAUUCAGUGCUCUUUUGGAGAAAACUAAACCAUCAAUUGAGAUCUUGAUAAAAUAAGAUGGUGGCUCAGUGGUGCCGUUUUUUCUUAGGAAUAUAAAAAGUUCCUUUUUUUGAGGUUACAUCUUUUUUGUAAUCUCUGUUUUGAAGUGAAAGACUACGUAGGCAGAAUGAACUUCUGGGUUUUAAUUAAGGAUACAGCAUGGUAUAACUAAAAGUAUGAGCUUCGUUUUAAGAGGACCAGCAGAAUCCUAGCUUCAUAAAUUAACUGCAUGAUCUUGAGCAAAUUAUUUAAUGUCUAUUGACCUCAGUUUUUCAUCUAUAAAAUGGAACUGUGUGUCUCCUAAGGUGGUUGUGAGGAUCAAGUGAAGUUUAUAUUUCAAGUGUCCAGCACAAUGCUUGGUAGAUAAAGUACUCAAUAAAGGUUAUCCCUUCUCUAUAAAUAAAAAUCAAUACAACAUUAAAAUCAUUACAUUUUAGAAAAAGCAGAAAAAUAGAUCAGUUUUAAAAUCAGCAAGUAGAAUCUCUGUGUUUGAGCUGGAAACUACUCUUCCACAUUUCUGCCUAAAUAUCACAGAUCUUGUAUAAGUGUGUUGAGCUCAUGAGCACGCAGGAUCACCAAUCUGGAUACUAGGGCAGUGUUGGAGUGCCUGAAGUUGCCUGAAGGAUGCACUUUGCAACCAGGAGUAAUAAAACAUCUACCCCCUCUAGUCUGAAAAAAUAUGAGAAGGAGGGUAUAAGGGUAGAAAAAAAUUGGAAGCAAAGGUCCUAGGGCACCUAAAAGGCUAACAUGGUUUUGAAUGAGGGUGGGGUGGUGUGGAGGUGAUGAAGGAGGUAG